Messenger RNA from Onychostoma macrolepis, 2945 nucleotides. Its product is annotated as gastrula zinc finger protein XlCGF26.1-like. The transcript is spliced from 3 exons. The coding region runs from base 146 to 1651 and encodes 501 amino acids. The record is from RefSeq and is a predicted model, not a curated record. Lineage: Eukaryota; Metazoa; Chordata; Actinopteri; Cypriniformes; Cyprinidae.
UAAGACCGCGCCACUCUUCUGCAUCUUUUGUGGUUCAGCUGAAGAAAGUAGCGGAAACGGGCUUCCAUAUUAAACAGGACAAAGUGUUCAAACACAGAAAAACUCCUGCUGAAGUGACUGAUCCAUGUGACAAACUAUUAUAAAAAUGGCAUUUAUUAAAGAGGAGAGUGAAGACGUGAAGAUUGAAGAAACAUUCAGAGUCAAACAUGAAGAUACUGACGAACAAACAGACCUGAUGGCACCGAAGGAAGAGAUGCAAGAACUUACAAAGAUAGAAGAGAAAGUUGAAUAUGAAAGACUUGAUUUCAUGAUUGCGGGAAAAUCCAUACAGACUGAAACAACUUCAUCACCAAAAAAAGUUCAGAGGACCGAAUCUAACAUUUACUUCACCUGCCAUCAGUGUGGAAAGAGUUUCAACAAAAAAUAUAACCUUCAAAUACACAUGAAUGUUCACAUUGGAGAGAAGCCUUUCACAUGCCAUCAGUGUGGACAGAGAUUCGCACGUAAACAAAACCUUCAACGCCACAUAAAUAGUCACACUGGAGAGAAGCCGUUCACAUGUGAUCAGUGUGGAAAGAGUUUCAGACAGAAAGUAUCCCUUCAUUUACACACAAAGAGAGAACACUCAGGAGAGAAUGCUUUUAAAUGUCAUCGGUGUGGAGAGAGUUUCACUUGUAAAGUAAACCUCAAAACUCAUAUGAGACUUCACACUCCAGAGAAGCCUUUUACCUGCAAACUGUGUGGGAAUAGCUUCUCAUGCAAAGCGUCUCUUAAGAUUCACAUGGUCGUUCACACUGGAGAGAAAUUGUUUCCAUGUGAUCAGUGUGGAAAGUGUUUCAGACAUAAAUCAACCCUUAAUUCUCACAUGAAAGGUCACACUGGACAGAGUCCUUACACCUGCAAACUGUGUGGGAAGAGCAUCUCAAAUAAAUCAACCCUUAAUGAUCACAUGAGAAGUCACACAGGAGAGAAGCCCUUCACCUGCAAACUGUGUGGGAAGAGCUUCUCACAAAAAGGAAAUCUUACGGCUCACAUGAAAUCUCACACAGGAGAGAAGCCUUUUGUGUGUGCUCAGUGUGGAAAAUGUUUUACACGUGAAACAUCCCUUGCUAAUCACAUGAGGCUUCAUUCAACAGAGAACUCUUUUAAUGGUCAUCAGUGUGAACAGAGAUUCCCAGACAAGAGACGCCUUAACUGGAAUGAAAAAAUUCAUUCUCGAGAGUCAUCUUUCACGUGCCAUGACUGUGGAAAGAGUUUCAGAUUGAAAGGAAACCUCAAGGUUCACAUGAGAAUCCACACUGGAGAGAAACCUUUCACCUGCACUCACUGCGGAAAGAGUUUCAGUCAGAACGUAAGCCUGCAGAUUCACAGGAGGCUUCACACUGGAGAGAAACCUUUUACCUGCAAUGUGUGUGGGAAGAGCUUCACAUAUAAAGCACACUAUAAUUCCCACAUGAGAAGUCACACUGGAGAGAAGCCUUUUACCUGCAAACUGUGUGGGAAUAGCUUCACACGCAAAGAAUCUCUCAAGAGUCACAUGGUCAUUCACACUGGAGAGAAGCCGUUUCCAUGUGAUCAGUGUGGAAAGUGUUUCAGACGUAAAGCAACCCUUGAUUCACACAUGAAAGGUCACACUGGAGAGAGUCCUUAAGGCCCCAAUAUGCAUCAAACAAAAUUCGUUUUUCGUUUGGGGGCAAAAAGAAGUUCAAAAAGGCUGAGCGAUGGUAUACUGUUUUUGAACAUUCCAACACCCCCGCGCUGCUGGAGGCGGAGUUCAGAGUCAAUUAUCAUGUUUGCAAUACAAGAGAACCAUUCCAUUUUCCAUAAUCAGUCCUUUAAGUGCGAGUGGCUCAUAGCCUGAAAACUUUAGCAUGAUGUGCAAAAAAAUAUGAGUCAUCUCAAUAACACAAUCCUGUUUGUUACUUUAUUUUAUUAGUGUUCAUUAAUUUGAUUAAACUGGAUAAAUUAUUACACCUUUUUAUAUUUUAUGUGGUGUCAUGAUUUGAUAAAAACACUCGUUUUUUGGCAUUUCAUUUAUUGUAUACCUUUUAAAUUUGCUUAUUGAAAGAACAGCAGUAGCAGUAUUGUGUAACAUUUAUUUGAAACACAUGUAUUUGGUACUUGCUACCUCUUUUCGUGGUUUUGGAAAACUUGUCUCAGAUGUUUCUCUACGUUGCUUUUUGCAUAACUGGGUCGUCGACACCAAGCUUCGUUGCAAUUUCUUUCUAGGAAUUAAAUGCUUUCUCUGAAUCUUUAAAGUCCGUCCGCGAGUGAUCGUACAGGUGUGGAUGUAUCUGUGGCAGCUCAGCUAUUCAACACGGUGUAUUUAUGUUGCUAGUGACUUGGAGAUGUUGUUCUCCUGCUUGACCUCCGUUGAAUGAGAAAUGAACCGUCGCACGUCAAAGGCGGCGGAGUUCCAGAACACACCCACCGACUGCGUAAUCGCCACGGACCAAUGCUAGCUCAAAGGUGUUUUGGAGCCAAAACGAACUCCCCCAGAAUGUUCGCUUUGGUGAGCUGUUUCGAACUGCCGAAACUAACUCUAAACAAAAUUCGUUUCAGCCCGAUUUUGUUCGGAAUUAAGUCAUAUAAGUUCGUUCUUCAAUUUCGUUUGACACCUGCAAACUGUGGGAAGAGCUUCUCAAAUAAAUCAACCCUUAAUGCCCACAUGAGUAUUCAAUCAGGAGAGAAGCCCUUCAACUGCAAACUGUGUGAAAACUCGUAUAGGAGAGAAGCUUUUUGUGUGUGUUCAGUGUGUGAAACAGGCCUUACUAACCACAUGGGGUUUCAUUCAAGAGAGAACUGUUUUAAUUGUCAUCAGUGUGUGGACAGAGAUUCCCAGACAAGAGACACCUUACCUGGCAUGAAAGAAUUCAUUCUCGAAAGACUUUCACGUGCCAUGACUGUGGAAAAAGUUUCAGAUUUAAAGGAAAGUUUAAUGUUCA